Messenger RNA from Oldenlandia corymbosa var. corymbosa, 1306 nucleotides. The record is from the annotation of a GenBank genome assembly. NCBI's taxonomy places the organism in Eukaryota, Viridiplantae, Streptophyta, Magnoliopsida, Gentianales, Rubiaceae.
GCUGAAAAAAUUUGUGGGCUUUUUCCUAUUUUCCAAGUUCUGUAGCUGAAAGGGUGUUACUGUACAAUCUGAAGGGUCUGGGAUGAUGAGUGCUUCGAAAUUCAUAAAAUGUGUCACGGUUGGAGAUGGUGCUGUUGGAAAAACUUGCAUGCUCAUCUGCUACACCAGUAACAAGUUCCCCACCGAUUAUAUUCCCACAGUAUUUGAUAACUUCAGUGCUAAUGUGGCUGUGGAUGGUAACAUUGUCAAUUUGGGAUUGUGGGAUACUGCAGGUCAGGAAGACUAUAGCAGAUUGAGGCCCCUUAGUUACAGAGGUGCUGACAUAUUUGUGUUGGCCUUUUCUUUAAUCAGUCGUGCAAGUUAUGAAAAUGUCCUGAAAAAGUGGAUGCCAGAACUUCGUAGAUUUGCACCUAACGUUCCCAUUGUUCUUGUUGGUACAAAGUUAGAUCUUCGCGAUGAUAGAGGAUACAUGGCUGAUCAUAUGGGUUCAAACGUCAUCACCUCUGCUCAGGGUGAGGAGCUGAGGAAACAAAUUGGGGCAGCUGCGUACAUUGAGUGCAGCUCAAAAACACAGCAGAAUGUGAAAGCUGUGUUUGACACUGCCAUCAAAGUUGUUCUCCAACCUCCAAGGAGGAAAGAAGUUGCACGAAAGAGAAGGCACAGAACCUCUGGCUGCUCCAUUGUGCGGGGAAUGGUUUGCGGAGGAUGUGCUGCUUAAUCAAGCCUAACAAGUUGAUCACUUGUCGAAGGCAUCAAGAAUGACUCUUUCAUCAACUGUACAACAACGUAUGACCAAUAUAUAACAUUACUACUUACUGGUAGUAGACUUGUAAGUGUUUUGGUGGGAGGGGGGAAGUGUUUUUUUUUGAAGGGGGAGGGGCUCAAUGAAAAUGCGGGCGCAGAUUAGAUUGAUGGCACAAAGACACAAUCUAAUAUUGUCUCCUGCGCAUGUUCUUUUUCUAUUAGACAAAGAUCUUCAUAGUAGUAUGUGUUUGUCUUGCUUUUCUCGGGAUGUUUCGAAAGUGUAGUUAUAAUUAAUGGUUUAUUCACAUUUUCCUCUCUCGCUUUGAUCAUUCUUUUCUUCUUGAGCAUAUAAAUGUAGUUUUAUUAAUCAAACAUCCAUAAGACCUUUUAAAUUAAAGGGAAUGUGACUACGUGAGGAGCAGAAACCGGAAUUGCAACAAUAACUCCAAAGGGAUUGUUAUUGUCUGCGUGAUGAUUGUUAGGUUGAGUUCGGUUCUUAGGUUGAGCAUUGCUUUAUGAGUUGCAGUGAUGAUUGUGGCCAAGUCUUUAUGGAAAAAGCAAA